Molecule: messenger RNA, 321 nt
Organism: Wallemia mellicola CBS 633.66
Lineage: Eukaryota; Fungi; Basidiomycota; Wallemiomycetes; Wallemiales; Wallemiaceae
Product: ribosomal protein 60S
Exons: 3
Coding region: 1-321 (106 amino acids)
Biological process (GO): translational elongation; cytoplasmic translation
Cellular component (GO): ribosome; cytosolic large ribosomal subunit
Molecular function (GO): protein kinase activator activity; ribonucleoprotein complex binding; structural constituent of ribosome
Source: RefSeq, a predicted model, not a curated record
AUGUCACAAGAGCUCGCAACUACUUACGCCUCCCUCAUCUUGGCUGACGAGAACCUCCCAAUCGAAGCUGAGAACAUCCUCAAGCUCACCAGUGCAGCUGGUGUCGAGGUUGAAGGUAUCUGGGCUACCCUUCUCGCUAAGGCUCUUGAAGGCAAAGACGUCGCUGAAAUCUUGACCAACAUCUCAUCAGGUGCAGCAGCUGCCCCAGCCGCUGCAGGUGCACCAGCCGCUGCUGCUGAUGCUCCAGCUGAAGAAGCUCCAAAGAAGGAAGAAGCCAAGGAAGAAUCUGACGAUGACAUGGGUCUCGGUCUCUUCGACUAA